Molecule: messenger RNA, 906 nt
Organism: Merops nubicus (carmine bee-eater)
Lineage: Eukaryota; Metazoa; Chordata; Aves; Coraciiformes; Meropidae
Product: rab-like protein 6
Exons: 4
Cellular component (GO): nucleus; cytosol
Molecular function (GO): GTP binding
Source: RefSeq, a predicted model, not a curated record
AUCCUGCUGCUGCCGCUCUGCCUCCCCACCCUGCAGCCCCUGCAAAGGUCCAGAGUGUGGAGGACUUUGUCCCUGAGGACAGCCUGGACCACAGCUUUCUGGAAGACCCAGCCCCCCAGAAGGACAGAGGGAAGGCACAGACCAGACACCGUGUGGACAGCGAAAGCGAUGGAGAGGCACCUGGGGGGAACCCCAUGGUGGCAGGGUUCCAAGAUGACCUGGAUCUGGAUGACAAACUCCCCAGCAGACCCAUGCUGGCAGCAGAACGGGUGCCCAGCAAGAACGUCACCCUCUCCAGUGAGGAAGAGGAAGAGGUGAAGGACUCUAAGGUUGUUCUCAUACCUGAUGAAGACAUUGACACGGAGCAGGAAAAAAAAAGGUCUUCCAGAAAUGCUCUGAAACCACAGAGUGAAGCAAUCUUGACCAAAGCAACUGACCCGAAGCCUCUUGACAGUUUACCUCCACGUCCUGGGUCCGAGAGAAACAGCAGCAGCAAGGUCAACACAAGCCUGCCAGCUGCUGCUGCUGCCACCCCGGCGGCAGUUCAGGCCCCAAAGACCACUUCUCAAAGCAGAGGACAUGCUCUCAAGCAGAAGGUGGUCAAAGAGGAGAAGCCUGAGGAGUCUGACAGCGACCAAGAGGGACCAAUAGCUACUCAGAUGCUCUCCUUUGUUAUGGAUGACCCAGACUUCGAAAGCGAGGACUCUGACAGCCAGAAGAAGAAAAUGGAUGAAUUCCCAGUCCGGGAAGAUCUCUCUGAAAUAUCUGAUGAUGAUGAUGAUACCUCGUUGGCAAAGCCACCCCAACCUGUGAAAUCAACAGUCCACUCCUUCAAACUGAAAAAUGAUUCAGACCUCUUUGGUUUGGGUUUGGAAGAAACUGGUCCCAAGGAGAGCAGUGAGGAAG